AUGGGAACUAGGUGGAAAUUGUUAGCGGAACUCAUUAGUUUGUUGGUGAUGCGUUCCCUGUUAGGCGCCGCGGAUGCAGGUCUUGCUACUCACUGUGGAGGUACUUUUUCCGGUUAUCGGUACGCGAUUAGCAGCCCGAAUUAUCCCGGGAACUAUCCUGGAGAUCUGGACUGCCGUUACGCCCUUAGGGGCAACGAGUCAGGUCGGUGCGAGCAAGAGUUCCAUCUGCAAUUCUUGGACUUCGAAGUGCGACCCUCCGAGGAUUGCCUUAAGGAUUACCUCAGGAUCGGCGAGAAGGACGUUCUCUGCGGAAACGCGGCCGGAAUUAGGAAGUUCAGGGCCAGGAAUGACACCUUGGAUGUCGCGUUUCAUUCCGGAGAAGGGGGCGGAAGCAGGGGAUUCAAGAUUUUGGUUACCGCCCUGCCUUGCUUCUCCUCUUUCGUUGAUUUGGGGAGAAAUAGAUCACUCGCAGAACCUGACGCGACUCUAGGCACUUUGAAGAGGGAAAAAGGAACUGCGGUUAAUCCGGAAGUAAUUAGCCCCAAGAAGGAUGAGAAAGAAGUUUCAUCGAGAAUUCAGCAUUUCUAUCUUGAGAAAAAGCUCGAGGAUGAGCGGGGGGAAAGGAGAAAUUUAUAUCCGGUGUACAGGCCGGAAGUCGGCUUUGCGGAAGAGGAGAGCAUCGAGAAGGGGAGAGGAGACCAACCACCUGUGAGAGCGAUUUCCGGAGAAACUCGGAAAGUGGAUAUUCCGCAGGGAGAAGUCACAUCAAUUAUUCUCCCCGAGCCGGAAGACCACCUGCGACUUCCCGUUUACGAGCAUCGGGAGUUUCGUGGCGAGAAUACCAAAAAGUCGUCGCUAAGAGAGCAGGAGUUCCAAGCCGUGGACAGUAAUUCAAGAAGUUCCCCGGGGGAGGUGCCACCUCGAGUGUCUUCCUUCUUGUUUCUGCCACCGACUCGAAAUCGACAAUCUUCCCAAAACGCCGAUAUUUUGGGAGGGUUUUUAAUUCAUCUCUGA
Orussus abietinus is the source of this 1014-nucleotide messenger RNA. RefSeq lists its product as uncharacterized. Bases 1 to 1014 code for a protein of 337 amino acids. The record is from RefSeq and is a predicted model, not a curated record. The transcript has 3 exons. Gene Ontology annotation, molecular function: serine-type endopeptidase activity. Lineage: Eukaryota; Metazoa; Arthropoda; Insecta; Hymenoptera; Orussidae.